Ogataea angusta is the source of this 2127-nucleotide messenger RNA. RefSeq lists its product as uncharacterized. Gene Ontology annotation, molecular function: zinc ion binding; DNA-binding transcription factor activity, RNA polymerase II-specific; RNA polymerase II cis-regulatory region sequence-specific DNA binding. Gene Ontology annotation, biological process: regulation of transcription by RNA polymerase II; DNA-templated transcription. The record is from RefSeq and is a predicted model, not a curated record. The transcript has a single exon. The coding region runs from base 1 to 2127 and encodes 708 amino acids. NCBI's taxonomy places the organism in Eukaryota, Fungi, Ascomycota, Pichiomycetes, Pichiales, Pichiaceae. Gene Ontology annotation, cellular component: chromatin.
AUGACAAAUAAACGGUUUGGAUGCGAAAUAUGCCACAAGCAGUUCUCCAGAGUAGACUAUCUGAGCCGCCAUCUUGUCAACCACGAUGCUGUCAAGCCUUAUCCGUGCCAGCAGUGCAACGUCGCGUUUGCUCGUCGAGACCUGCGAGAUAAGCACCUGAAAUCAAAGACUCAUCAGCGCAGAAUUGAGUAUUUGCGGGCGCAAGACGGCGUAUCUCACGAGCCACAAACUUACUCUACCACCGCAGAAAAGCCUCCAGAGCGGUCGCCUGAUAGCUACAGAUGGCUUUUUGGGGACUACGAGUACGAUCAGUCGGCCUCGUCUUUGGACGAGCCGCAAAUGGAGCCAGUAUAUCCGGACUUUUCCAUCAUUCCCGAGCCAUCGUUGACCCGCAAAGACAUAUACAGUGAGGAGACAAUAGACAUGUUGCUGGGGAUGCUCCAGUUGCAGUCAUUGAGAACGUCUCUAAGUCCCAUGGCUGUGUCGUACUUUGCUGACUUAUUUUGGAGCAACUUCGACACCAACUAUCCAAUCAUCCACAGACCGUCGUUUGGCUGUCAUAAGCAUCCAUUUCUGCUCACUCUAGUCAUUGUGAUCGGAAUGGCGUACUCAAAAUCCAGCUCAAACAUGGACAUGGCCGUCCGAAUACAGCGCCGGCUGCUGAAACUCCAAAUGAGCCUGCUGUGCGACUCCCAGGACCUCAAGCUGGAGCUUAUGCAGUCGUUUGCUCUGACCUGCUACUUCUGCUCCAACAUUGGCGAUUCUGGUCUACAGAAACAGAUGCGGCUCUUUCAUGCCACCAUCAUCGGAGUAUUGGACGUUCCGAGCCUCACACGGUCGUUGCAAGAGCCGCAGCUUUCUGAGCUCGACAACGUCUCUCCUGCGCAGCUGCACGAGCUGUGGCAUGACUGGAUACAGUAUGAGUCCCGCAAACGACUCGCCUUCUUCGCAUACAUCUGCGACUCGCAGCACGCGUACCUAAACGAGUGUCAUGCUCUAAUUUCCAUAUUUGACCUGCAGCUCGACCUUCCAUACACCGACGCCGUCUGGACGGCGUCCGAUGCAAACCUGUUUAUGUCGGAGUACUCAAAACAGCCGAGGGAGCUGAUUCCACGAAGAAGACAGUCGGUGUCCCUGCAGAUAGAAAACUCAAUCAAUAUCAUGCCUCAUAUCAAGGAAGAAGGAAAAUGGCCCAAUUUUCUGUUUUCGCUCAGACGUCUGAUGCAGCCGUAUAAGGACCACCAGAAAGAGUACAACAUGAACUGCUUUUCGCAGUUUUCCAGGCUGAUCUUCUUGCAAGGCCUAAUCAGCAUAACGUGGGAUCUGCGAUGGAAGGGGCUGCAGGACCUGGGUAUUGUGUCGAACAAGAAAAUGAGCGCUCUGGUUUUGAGACUCCAGGACGCUUACAAUCAAUGGCGCGAGUACUUUGACUUCCAAAUUCUGACCACCAACAACACAUUCCUAAAAAAGGACGACUCGCAAAGUACCACACUGGCCCAUUUGAACAGGUACGACACCUCGCCAAUAUUCUGGAAUAACCUUACUCAAUACCAAUUUGGGCUUCUUCUGUUGCAUGUCGACACGUUUGCGGUGUACAAACUGGCCACCCAGUACGCAAAUGCUGUGUCUCGAGAGAACCCAUAUCCGCGAAUCAAUGUGCCUACCAAGAUCCGCGCUUGGAUCCGGAGCCCCAGCUCACAGCUCUCGCUGAACAACGCCUGUAAGCUUUUGCGGACUGUGUUUCUGAGCACAGGAAUCAUUUCUUCCAUUCCCCAUCUGGCAGAGUACGUUGCCACGUCGUGUCUGGCUCUCUGGUGCUAUGAGACAUUUAGAGAGGACAUCCCGGCUGGAGUCAAACAGAGCUCGUUCCCUAAUCCAAUCAGAUAUAUGCACAACGGAAUGGUCAGCCAAAACAUCACCAAGGAAGAUACGUUGCAAUAUCUGAAUCUGAUCAUUGAAAAAGAGGAAUAUGGGGGCCGUGAGUACGAGUUCACGAUCCGCCAGCAAUACAUCCAAGGCUUGCUUUGCUACUUUAGUCUUUUGUUGGAUCUCAACGAGUGGAAAAGCUUGAAUAUUAAUGGGUCUCUGCUUAGACAGCUGGUGUUUAAAAAGUACCAGCAACAAUAA